CUUCUUCUUGACUUGAAGUCGAACUCAGCCCAACCUGAUACGUUUGAUAGACCCAAUUAACUAGAACAAAGGGAGUACAUUAUAUAAGGGCAGUUUUCCUUCAAACAUACUCUUAAAUUUCCUCUUCUACAUCCCUCAUAUGCUAGUUAAGUACCCCAUUUUCUAGGACCCUAAAAAAAACUUUGUUGAGUAUGGUAAUCAAAUUACUACUACUACUACUAGCUUCACUUCUCCAUUGUAUCGAUACUUAUUCUUCCAUGGUAAAUGCAAAGAAUAAUGUAUCAAGCGUGACCUUGAAAGUUGUGGAAAGCGAAUUCUUUCAUUGGGUUAACCACAUUAGAGCAAACUCAUUCAAAAAGCAUAGUAAGAAACUUCAUCCAGAGAAACAAAAGGAAAAGAUUCAUAUGAAGAAGAUCAAGCAUAGUAAAAUUCUCAAAGUAAGAGUGAGAAAUCACAAAAAAUCAUCAUCCUCAAAGUACUUUACUAGUGUGCAAAAGGCUAUUAAUUCACUCCCCAUUGAUAAUUCAUGUCGCAUUGUCAUUUGUAUUGGUCCAGGGACUUACAGGGAAAAAGUGAAGGUUCCUAUGACAUUGGCGUAUAUAAAAGUAAAAGGGGCAGGAGCAGAUAAGACGAUAAUUGAGUGGGAUGACACAGCUGAUAGAUUAGGGGAAGAUGGAGAACCAUUAGGAACUUUUGGCUCUGCUACUUUUGCUGUCAACUCUCCCUAUUUCGUUGCCAAAAAUAUCACUUUUAAGAACUCAGCACCAUUACCAGCAACAGGAGCAAUAGGGAAGCAAGCAGUAGCACUAAGAAUAUCUGCGGACAAAGCAGCAUUUAUAGGGUGCAAAUUCAUCGGAACACAGGACACAUUGUACGACCACACAGGACGACAUUACUUCAGGGAAUGUUACAUACAAGGAUCUGUAGAUUUUGUAUUUGGAAAUGGUCGUUCUCUUUAUGAUAGCUGCUAUUUACAUGCCGUGUCCAACAAUUACGGAGCAGUUACUGCCCAGAAAAGAGAGAGCUUUCUAGAAGAAACUGGGUUUUCUUUUUUGCAUUGUAAGGUCACUGGAUCUGGUGCCCUUUAUCUUGGAAGGGCUUGGGGUUCCUUCUCUAGGGUUGUUUUUGCCUACACUUAUAUGGACAAGAUUAUUGCUCCUGGUGGAUGGUAUGAUUGGGGUGACAAAAAUAGAGACACGACUGUAUUUUAUGGACAAUAUAAGUGUACAGGACCAGGAGCAGAGUUUGGAGGAAGGGUUUCGUGGGCAAGGGAGCUAACAAAAGAAGAAGCUCAACCAUUCAUUUCUACAGAUUUCAUUGAUGGUGAUGAUUGGCUCAAGAAUUUAAUUUGAUUUAAUUUCACAAUUAUAAUUCAUUUUUAUUAAUAAUAAUUAUCACACCUUUUUAGUUGUACUCUCUCUAUGUCUCUGCAAGAAUGAUAUUAUGUAAUUGUAAUGAAUAAUGAUAUUAUUAUAAAACUGAAUUUACAUUAAAAAAUCUAACACAAUAGGAAAAUUGUAAUGAAGUAAUGAUACAAAUGUAUCCUUUCAAAUAUAAAAAU
Molecule: messenger RNA, 1561 nt
Organism: Amaranthus tricolor (Joseph's coat)
Lineage: Eukaryota; Viridiplantae; Streptophyta; Magnoliopsida; Caryophyllales; Amaranthaceae
Product: probable pectinesterase 53
Exons: 4
Coding region: 192-1352 (386 amino acids)
Biological process (GO): cell wall modification
Molecular function (GO): pectinesterase activity
Source: RefSeq, a predicted model, not a curated record